Molecule: messenger RNA, 774 nt
Organism: Metarhizium brunneum ARSEF 3297
Lineage: Eukaryota; Fungi; Ascomycota; Sordariomycetes; Hypocreales; Clavicipitaceae
Gene: tmp1
Product: Thymidylate kinase
Biological process (GO): dUDP biosynthetic process; dTDP biosynthetic process; dTTP biosynthetic process
Cellular component (GO): nucleus; cytoplasm; cytosol
Molecular function (GO): ATP binding; dTMP kinase activity; nucleoside diphosphate kinase activity
Source: RefSeq, a predicted model, not a curated record
AUGGCAUCUAUCAGCGAUCUUGCCACCGCGGCAAUGGCCUCAGAUACACCGUCUAAUGUGAAGCGCGGCGCGUUCAUCGUGCUAGAGGGCUUGGACCGCAGCGGCAAGACGACGCAGGUGAAGCUUUUGGAGCAGCGGUUCGUCGAGGAGGGGAAGAAGGUCAGGGUGAUGAGGUUUCCUGAUAGGACGACGCCAAUCGGCCAGAUGAUUGAUGCGUAUUUGAAGAGCGAUGUGCAGAUGGAGGACCACGUUAUUCAUUUGCUAUUUAGUGCAAAUCGCUGGGAGGCAGUGGACCAGAUCAAGUCCCUCCUUGCGGCGGGCACAACCGUGAUAUCGGACCGCUUCUAUCACUCCGGCAUCGUGUACUCUGCCGCCAAGCUGAACCCUUCGCUCCCGCUGUCGUGGGCGCGCGCACCGGAGCGCGGGCUGCCGCGGCCGGACGUAGUUCUGUUCCUGGAUCUGGACGAGGAGACGGCCAGGGCCCGCGGCGGCUGGGGCGGCGAGCUCUACGAGAAGGCUGAGAUGCAGAAGAGGGUGCGGGAGCUGUUCUGGGGUCUGAGCAUGGGCGGCAAGGACAUCCAGGGACAGGAGAUGCUGGCCGGGCUGGGGGGGCUGGAGGGCGCGCAGUGGAGGCAGGAGGAGGAGGACCUGGUGGUGGUUGAUGCGGGAGGGAGCGUGGAGGAGGUGGCGGACAGGAUUUGGGGCACGGUGGAGGGGAGAGUUGCGCAGGUUGAGAGGGGGGAGGUGGGCAGGACGGUGAGGAUUGUGCAGUAG